UGAGGGCGGGCUUACGAUAUUCGAGUUUUUGAAAACUUCGCGUGGUGCAUAUGCCUAACUUUGGCAUCGUCAAAAACACUGAAUUAAUGAACACGAGUGACCUUUCAAGUGAUACUCCAGUUACCCGUCUAUCAAAAAUUUUGUCGAAGGCUAACUUUCUUGAAGUAUCUAAGACGAAAACAGCACCAAAACUUCAUCAAAUAUCAGAAAUAAUACCUCCAGACAUAGACGAAAGUGCGAAUCAAGAGCCACCUACAACAUCAGUAUGGUCGGAAGCCCCCGAAUUUUUUGUUCGCGAACACUCCAACAGUUGCUCUUCCGGUUAUUAUAGUGGUGCUACAACUCAUUCCGCUCCGGCAUCAUCUAUUUGUGAACGCUUCUAUGAAAUAACUGCGGAUCGUGAUCCUCCUAUUUCACUAAUCCGAAGCGUUUUUGAAACUACUGAGUCAGCGGCUCCAGGUGACAGCACACUCCGGAGAGCUCAUUCUUGUUCUAGCAGAGGAUGGUUGGCCAAAAGACAUAACCGGCAACAAUGGCCUCGCAUUUCUGGUAUAUCCCGAGAGAGAGAUACAUCCUUGGUGGGAGUUGCAAAUACAGAUACGAAUUCAUGUCCUGCUGCCAUAAUCCAUGAUAAUAAUCCGUGCAAUUUGAGACGCUAUUCUCUUCCGCCUGUAGGUGAAUCGGGUUCAGGAAGCACCUCAGAAGCCUCACCCCCUAGAGAUCAUUUAGUUAGCUUUUUAACGUCGGCUAAAAGUCCUAGUCCUGAAAAAAGAAUGGAAUGUUCAAGUUCUUUGCUCCAUCCUAUACCUAAAAAGCAACGCAUAGAAUCACCAAAAGAAAAUGAUUGUAAUUCUACGAUACCCACAGAGGAGUUAAAUGAAAAUUCAGAACAUGAUAAUAUUGGAUCUUUAUUUUCUAAUCCAAAUGGUGGUCCGAAACCAUUUUUUGAACUCCUGCGUCAUCAUUCGACUCCUAUGCCAUCUUCAUAUUCAUACAAACAUUGCCCAAGUUCUCCUGUGGAGGUAUUCAACGAUGAAAAUAUCAAUAAACCUAAACUUUCAAGAUGUCUUUCCGAAACGCAUUCUGUUUCUUAUGAUGCGAUUGCACGUUGUAUUGGCUCUUUGAGCAGUCACAGCUUGUGCAGUGAUGGAAGACGGGCGCGUGCAUUACCUGUAGUAGAUAGGACUGGUUCCGGCCUACAUUGCGUGUCUACAGAUACGGUCAGUGAUCUAAUAUCUGGCUCCAAGCGUAAUAUCAAUUAUGUCAUUGUUGAUUGCCGCUUCCCUUAUGAAUAUGAGGGAGGACACAUUAAAGGAGCAAUUAACAUUUUUACUCACAGUGAUCUAGUUCAAGAGAUAUUUAAUCGUGUCCCUGCGCAAAGACCUCCUGGUACAUCUGGACCUCCACGAUUUCUUGGGGAAGAUCUAGCACGAAGAUUAGCUACUACACAGCGGGAGCCACUUUCUGCACCUUGCGAAUUAAUAUCUGACGAUGAAGAUGAAGAUGAAUUUCCUGAAAAUACAACUUCGGAGAUUUCUGAUUCGGAUCUUGCAUAUCCAAACGAUGAAGUUAUUUUAGAAAAGAAUAUUCAUAGUGAUAGCCCAAAAUCAGAACCAGAUCUUAGUUAUGUUAGCAGUGGUUUAUCAAAUAUUAGCGAAUCAAGCAACCAAGAUCCUCCGUUCGUUGUGAUAUUCCAUUGUGAAUUUUCUUCUCAACGAGCUCCAGCAUUGGCUGCAUUUCUUCGGAGCGUCGAUCGUGUUUCGAAUUACCAUCGUUAUCCAUUUCUUUAUUUUCCGGAAAUUUAUAUAAUGAAAGGUGGAUAUUCUGCAUUUUACCGAAAAUUCCCACAUUUAUGUACUCCGCAAGAAUACGUUAAAAUGUUCCACCGGGAUUACCGGAAUCACUUACGUUUGUAUAAACGUCUUACUCGUCGUGUCAGUUCAGCCUGUAUGGCAUGUAUAAAACCUCAACAAAAUGAAGUUGAUAAAUCCCAAAUACCAGUUUCCGAGGUUGAUAGUUAUUGUCAACUUCCGUUGAAUCUAAAGGUUGGUGUUCAUAACAUGUUUACAACACAUGAACCACCAACAUACCAAUUUCGAUCCGAUCGUGAACUGCCUAUGCAUGAGGAUAAUUCCAUCUCUGGUCUUGUCAAUUAUGAAAACAAAGAAAACUACUCACCUUCCGGUUCUGAACUGUGUAGCAAAUUUCAAAGUCACCACUCCUGUUCUGCCGAUAAUGUGAAUGAAGAACCCAAACAUGCUGUGCUUUCUCCUAAUGUUGAAGGUUGUAACCAAGCGUCAUCAAGUGUGGUCGACAGUCCUCUUGGUUUGGCAGAAGUUGUUGUAAGAGUCGGUCGUCGUGUGAUAGCAGCAACAUUGGGUAGUACCAAUAAUAACUGUUCUGAGGUUGCUCGUGCUUUAGACCGAAUAAAGUAUCACAAUUCACCUCAAAUUAUUCAACCACUUGAAGGGAAACCACCUGUACGUUGUCUUAAGCGUUCACUUACCACUAAUUCAUUGGAUAUUCGUCAUCAGUUAAUUCUCCCAAAAGUUUUUAAUCCAUUUUGUGGUGGCAAUAGUUAUUCACAAAAUACACCUUCAAUAAGAAGAGUUCGAACAAAUUCUAACACUGAUUUAUUGUCCGUUGAUAAUACCGUGAAUAGUAUUCUGGCACCAACAACAUCCACUACUUCAAAUCAAAUCCACCAAGUUCAAUCCUCUCCACAAAAAGAACACUUGUCAUACCAUAGUCUUUCUACAUGUAGUGAAUAAGUGUAUAACACAUUACUUGUUUUUAUUUUAACGAACUUAUGUAGUUAUAAUCAUUCUUAUUUACAAAUCAAUCCGUAUUCAUUCUGUACAUAGAUGUAUAGUUUGUAUGUACAUACAUGUAUAUUCUGUUAAUUUUUGUCGAACCAUAAAAUUACGUUUCAAAACAAUAUCCUCUUAACUAUCCAUUCAUUUACAACCUGAUAUUCACAAUUCUCUCUUACAUUUUGUUAUGUAUAGCUUUUGUUCUAUUCGGUUUAAAUAGUUCUAGUUAGUUUCACUAGGUUGCAGCACUUUGAUAAUGAUUUUUACAAAAAGCAAUUAUCUCUGCUGUUGAAAUCUAGUGAUCAUUUGUGCUUUGUGACAUUAUUACCGUCUGAGGUCCUCUCGGUUAUUGUUUUUCCCGCGCUAUUCGUUUCAGCUUAUGUUCUCCCGACAUUUCGCGUUAUUGAUUCUUGGAUUUCACUGACGUGUUAUUUAUUUUGCUUUGUGUUUUUGUUAUGUUUCUUCUUUCUGCAAUCACAUUUAUGUUAAUAUGUUUUUGAAAAAUGUUAAAACUUGAGCUGGUUCGUUUUAUCACCGAACCCAUCUUUUCAGGCAGUCGAUAAAAGUAUGCUUUUGGUAAUGAAAUUUUGCGAAGAUCAAUUAGUACAAAUAUAAACCUGAACUUGAUUAAUUUCACUAUGAAUGUGUCACUGUAAUUCAUAAAAUUCGUUUGACAAGUUUAAAAUACAAGUGCUAUCAACUAUAAAGUUAGUUAAUUGCAACAUAGAACCUGCACGUAUGUACAUCGGUUCAAGUUGCCAUACCCCAUUAGCACAGAGAUGUAGUUGUCAGGCCAAAUCCCUCAAUAGUAGAGAUAGUAACAAUAUCAGUUGUAAUAUGAAAGAUUUGGCACUGGAGAUACGAUUCGAGGGGGGAAAUAUAUUACUGGUAAUAAUAAGUUAUGAGGAAUUUAAAAUCUCAACUUGGGUGAAGACGAAGAACGAGUGCAUCUGCAUUAUUGCAAACGAUUUUGAACCAUGUCAUUCAAGGUCUAACUACUAGUUACGAUAAUUAUGUGGACCCUAAACAGAUAGUCUAAACAUAUUAACUUGGCGAAAUCCAAUUGUUAAUGACUUCGUGGACUAGAGCCAUGUCUAUCCGCCCCUAGUCUUCCAGACUAAUCCUAAACUUAACCGUAUCGCUUGUCGCGGUAGGCAUGUCCCAACCAUCUCAGUUGAUGAAGUCUAUUUAACUCGGCAUCGGAUUUGCCAUCUUUACGUAGUAGUCUAUUCCUAAUACAGGUAUUGCUUACGCCGUGGUACCAAACUACACGAGUAAUGCUUUGUCGGCACUUAUGAUCCAAUGUUAUUAACCUGCAACUAUCACCUAUUUUUAAUGGCAAUGUUUCACAUCCAUGCAGUAGAAGCUCGUCCUUCGGUUAGGAGACUUAUGUUUGCCUACCCCACAAGUUGGGAAGUUACAAAGUACACUUUCAAAGUGUCUAGUUGUUUCAUGAAUUUGUAGAAAUUAAAAUAUUGGAUUUGUUUAGAAUUCUGAAAUACACAGCAAUUGUUCAAGAAACAAUUAGUUCAGAUUGUUACCCUAUUUUUAUUAUAUUACUGAAUAACUAAAAUAAACGUUUCACAACGUUGGUUACAGGCUACAUUUAUGAUUGUACAGAUGAUGACAUUUAGUAGAUCUCCAGGACACAUUUUCCCUCUAACUCUGUUUCUGCAAAGUAAACUGAUCAAUCCAACUCGAAAUGUAAACGACAGAAAAAUACUAACCCCUUUAUUUAAUCCACCAGAUAUAUAUAUGUAGUACAUUUGAUUCAGACCCAUAUGAAUAUGAUUUAAGACUGUAUGGUUUAAUAUUUUCCUUAUUCAUUCUCAAAUCUGCAUAAUUUUCUACAAGUGGUUAUUUUUGGAUUUGCAUAAUAACAUGUAAACGCAUAGAUUGAAUGUUCAUUUCCCUAAUUGAAUAGUGGUUAUUAAUUUUAUGAAAUAUAACUGAUUACAUUUUUUAUAU
This is a messenger RNA of Schistosoma intercalatum, 4781 nucleotides long. NCBI's taxonomy places the organism in Eukaryota, Metazoa, Platyhelminthes, Trematoda, Strigeidida, Schistosomatidae. The record is from the annotation of a GenBank genome assembly.